AUGACUCAGCAGUUCGUAGUCCAGGUUCUGAUCUUCUAUCUGGUAGCCAUUUCCUCGUCCUUUCGUAAGGUCCAAGCCACCACGGAAGCAGUUGCCGGUAGUUCAUCUACCGAGUGCUGCAGUAAGUGCAUUGGGAAGACGUCCAAGGCCGUGUACAAUUACGACCCCGUGAUCUUUGAUCAGUGUACGGCAGUGCACAAUGGCGUCUGCUGCUUUGAGUGCGGGAACUUGGGCGACCCCAUGUAUGGCGACACGGUGUCGUACGGAGACGACGGCGUGACGGCUGUUGUCAAGGCGGGUUCGUACAUCUCGUUCACCUGGAGUGGCGUGGAGAACGUGACGUACGUGUCGCUCAAGACCGGUCAGAAGAAGACCGUGACGCCGACCGUGUCCGACCAAAAAGCGACGAUCAAGUCGGACACGUUCUUGAUCUGCGCCAAGUCGGCCGGCACGAUUUACUUUCGCGGGUGGGGCACUGAUACGUGUCGCGAGGCGUCCCCGGAACAUCUGAUCAAAGUCGAAGCUGGGGACUCGAAAAGCGACAACACGUGCGAUGCCGAUGACGUGCUGGCGAGUACAGCUUCGAGUGCUAGUAGAACAAGUUCAGGGACCAGUUCCGGUUCCGGGGCGAUGGAUGAGACGGUAAAAAGCUGCAAUGUCCAGCGAGCAAGUGUCCAGACAGUGGAUGGCGUGCGCACCUGCGUGUGCGUUUCGGACUGGACGAAUCCUCCAGAGUGUGAUCGCUGGCCGCUCUGGAAGUGGCUCGUGACAAUUGGCGGUGCUAUGGCUACGUUGUUUUCAAUUGCAUUAUCUGUGCGAGCUUUCGUGCAAAAUCGAAAGAGGAAGCAAGAGGGGGAGGACAAAGUGCACGAUGACUCGGACUCGACCAGUUACGGGGGUGCGUAUCAAGAGAAUUUGGCUCCGAUGGGUUUGAAGAGCGACCUCAGUCCAAUGGAUUAUAGGAUCGAAAGUGAGUACCAUAAUGCUGCAGCUAUGACCCCAUCGAAGGAAGCUGAACGCACACCCGGUGGUACUCGAAGACCGGAUGAGCGAUUAUUUUCACUUUAG
Molecule: messenger RNA, 1068 nt
Organism: Peronospora matthiolae
Lineage: Eukaryota; Oomycota; Peronosporomycetes; Peronosporales; Peronosporaceae
Source: the annotation of a GenBank genome assembly